Molecule: messenger RNA, 3246 nt
Organism: Gadus macrocephalus (Pacific cod)
Lineage: Eukaryota; Metazoa; Chordata; Actinopteri; Gadiformes; Gadidae
Gene: ydjc
Product: YdjC chitooligosaccharide deacetylase homolog
Exons: 5
Coding region: 1174-2088 (304 amino acids)
Biological process (GO): carbohydrate metabolic process
Molecular function (GO): deacetylase activity
Source: RefSeq, a predicted model, not a curated record
AUUUCUCGAAGGCACGCCCCCUUUUUGUCUUCAUCUUUCUAAUAUCUGAGAGUAGACCGAAAGCAUUGAUGACACUCUCAACCAAAUGGUUGCGCCCGUGAAGAGAUUUUUUAUUUUUUUUGUAUUUGUACCACGUAGGCCUAGGACAUUUUAAUGUCAAUUUUAAAUGCUCUCACACACUUGAUUUCAUUGCUACUUUAUUCCGGUCACCAAUUAUACAUUGCAUGGUCUUGCUGUGCGUGCAAUACAAUGUAAAAAUGUGUUGUUUGUUUUUGGGCUGGUUUGCUAAAGAGGCUAAAGUAGCUAACAAUAAACAACAACUAGCCAAUUUCAUGACACAAUCACAAAGACGAACAGGAUGCUAUGAAUGCUCCGAGACCGGAAGUGACGUAAUAAGUGCAACUCGGAAGGCUGGCGUCCGAGAAUUCAGGAACACACCAUAAAGUGAACUUGCAGCAAGCCUUAAGAGGCAAACUUAACACCCAUUGUAACAUUUGCAUUACGAUACAUUAUAGCUUACAAUUAUAAACAUCACCUGAUAAAUUCUCGAUCAUGGUAAACCAUCUCAAGCAGUUCUAAUAACGGAUUCAUCUGAUUCAGCAGUGAAGCGCCAAGGCGUCCCUGCGGGCAUCCAUUCUUGUCGUUGUAAUGAAGUCUUGUCUCACGAACGAUUUGUUUAUUCGGUUUUAUGUCAUUGAGGGGCGUUUCAUUAUUUCGGAAGAAGGGAAGGUUUACGUAAAGACACGUAGAACUUCUGAACCUCCGAGCUGGUUUGAAGGCGGCACAAAACCAAAUUAUGAUGAUGUCACACAUGUUGGCUUGUACACUUCCCCAUGGUCUCCAGCUCGAGACUCCAGGCAAAUUUGACCCCUCGGGGCUCUCUGGACUUUCACUAUAUUCAAAUCGAGGGAGCCAUGAUCCCAGGCCGGCCGGAGCGCUGCGGGGGGGGAGCGCAGCAGCCGUCCGGUCUCUCCCUCUCAUCGCGUCUUCAGCUCCACGGGGCGUCGCUGAUGAAACGGGAACAAUGCGGCUCACCGCGCGCCCUGCGGGUUGAAGUGUCCCGGUUUACUUCUUAUGGGAUUCCGCGCUCGGCAGAGGGAGUGUGAUUGUGUGUGUGUCAGUGUGUCAGUGUUUGUCAGUGUGUGAGUGUGUGAGUACUGCUCUCAGCGGAGAAUGCCUGAAGCCCGAGUGAAGCUCGUUGUGACCGGGGACGACUUCGGCUACUGCGCGAGGCGGAACCGCGGCAUUGUGGAGGUGUUCCGGGCGGGCGGUCUAUCCGCCGUGUCGCUCCUGGUCAACGGCGCCGGGGCGAAGGACGCGGCCGAGCUGGCCAAACGGUAUGCCAUCCCGAUCGGUCUCCAUGCCAACCUGUCUGAGGGCGUGCCCGUGUGCGCGGCGCUGCGUGGCUCCGCCUCCCUGCUGGAUGGGAGGGGCCUCCUGAGGGGAAAGGCGGGCUUCAGGGAGGCUCUGAGGGCGGGGCUUCUGCUCAUGGAGGAGGUGGAGCUGGAGCUGCGGUCUCAGGUGCUGUUGUUCGCAGAGCUGUUGGGUCACCUCCCCGGUCACAUGGACGGGCACCAGCAUGUUCACGUACUGCCUGGUGUGCGGGAGGUGUUUGCCCGGGUGCUGGCAGACUUCGGGGUACUCUACACCCGCGUUCCGGUAGAGCGGGGUUGGAGGAGCUGCCCCUGGCUGCCCCCCCACCUCCACCUCUUCUACGCCCAGGUGGAGCAGGACGCGCUGGAGGCAGCCCCCGUCUUCUCCCGCCACGGCAUCAGGUGGCCUGACGUCUACCUGGGCCUGACCACCAUGGGCCAGAACAUGUCCAUCUCCAACGUGAGGAGAGCUCUGCGCCUGGCCUUGGAGCCCCCCCCCUGCUCCCCCUGCCCCGCGCCCCGCGUCCUGACUGCCGAGCUGAUGGCCCACCCGGGGUACCCCAGCCGGCCAGCCGAGGGGGGGUGCGGUGCGGGGCCGGACGAGUUCUCCCGCUCGGCGGACCGUCGGCGGGAGAUGGAGACCCUCUCAGACCCCGCGCUGCUGGAGCUCUACGCCCAGGAGGGGGUCCAGCUCUGUGCCUUCAAGGACCUCUGAGGACCCCUUCCCGAGGCCCAAGGGAGCUGCACCCGGCUGCUACACCCCCUCCUGAGCUCCACCUAAAGCCGUCUGAACUCCACCUAAAGCCAUCAGAACUCCACCUAAAGCCAUCAGAACUCCACCUAAAGCCAUCUGAACUCCACCUAAAGCCGUCUGAACUCCACCUAAAGCCAUCUGAACUCCACCUAAAGCCGUCUGAACUCCUCCUAAAGCCAUCUGAACUCCACCUAAAGCCAUCUGAACUCCACCUGAACUCCACCCUAAGCCAUAGAGAAACGGAGGUACUCAGGUCUCCGCCAUGACCCUGUCCUCAGUCAGCUAGAGGCCACCACCAGGUGGGCGUGUUCAGUAGCUAGCAUCACCAGGUGGGCGUGUUCAGUAGCUAGCGUCACCAGGUGGGCGUGUUCAGUAGCUAGCGUCACCAGGUGGGCGUGUUCAGUAGCUAGCGUCACCAGGUGGGCGUGUUCAGUAGCUAGCGUCACCAGGUGGGCGUGUUCAGUAGCUAGCGUCACCAGGUGGGCGUGUUCAGUAGCUAGCGUCACCAGGUGGGCGUGUUCAGUAGCUAGCGUCACCAGGUGGGGGUGUUCAGUAGCUCGCGCUAGACUGUUGUAGGGUGCUAAGCACACAGACAGAACACCCUCUCAGGUGUUGUGCCGUGUUCGUGUUUAAGUAUGACUUAUGAAUAUUAUUUGCAACCAUUUUAGAACUCAUCACGCUCAGUGACUACUGUGAAUAUAGAAACUGGAAUUAUGAAGGACGUUCACACAAAGAGCUUCAGGCUCUCAUGUACCUAAACAGGUUUUUACUCUUCCUGACGGAAGGCUGUCGGGCUCUGUUCCUCAUAGUCUGUGUAACACUACUGCCAGCCUGGGUUCACCCUCUUGACCUCCUGUGAGGCUGGGGAACCAGAAGACUCCCUGGUUUACAUUCCACUACCUUCAGGUCUGCUAACAGACAAUGCAAUGCUCACUACUGCCACAUUAAUAUUAUUAAUAAUUACUGAAUAAUAAUGCCGUUAAUUGUUCCAGUGAUAUUGAAUAUGUCUAGCACAUGCAUCCCUUGGUUCUGGACUCAGUAAGUUAAGUGUGUAGAGCCAAAGUAAUUCCUGUAACACGCCAUACAAUGCAAACAGGGGAUUAAAGUUCAUACAAUACA